GCACCACCGACUUUCGAAUGGCAGACUCUCAACGACACAUGUGAAUGUGAGUUGGAUAUUAAAAGAUAUUCAUGUGUCAGUGACAUGAUUAAGGGAUUUUCUCAAGGAUGGCGGGAGCUCCAGCAACCGCGAACCACCUGCUCCUCUCCCCAUCCCAACCCGCCUUCUAUCUCGUCUCCGGCGCCAAGAGCGCCAUUGUGACCGCGGGGCGUGCAGAGUCACCACCAGGCUGGUUUAGGUCCCUUCCAUUCGGAACGCCAGCGAGAAGUUGUUCCGCGAGGAGCUAGUCGUCAACCCCCUGCGGCAGCAAUGUCUGUGGAACUCAUCCUGUGGCUCUUCUCCUUCGCCUCCGUCGUGCUCCUCGUCGGCCUCACCGUGUACCAGCUUUUGUGUCUGGUAGAUUUGGAGUAUGAUUAUAUCAACCCAUUUGAUUCAUCAUCUCGCGUCAAUGCUGUGGUGAUGAAAGAAUACUCACUCCAAGGGGCACUUUGUGCUUCUUUCCUCUUGACAUUGCAUUGGCUGCCGUUUCUACUCAUGGCGCCAGUGACAUACUACCAUGUGAAACUGUACUUGGCUCGGAAACAUCUUGUAGAUGUCACUGAAAUUUUUAGACAAUUAAAUGGCGAGAAGAAGUACAGGACGAUCAAGCUUGCCUUCUACUUCUGCCUGUUUAUUGUAACUAUUUACAGCAUCUGGGGUAACUUGAGAGGUGCCCCAACAUCUGUUGUUGAGGUAACUUGUACACCUACUUUAGACCUGUCUGAAGAUCAUCAACUCCCCCACCAAGACAGAGUGCAAGUCAUUUCCCAGGCACAAGAUGAAGCCAACCCACCUAAUUUUGAACAAAUACCUAAUAACCAGCCCCCUAAAAAUGUGGUCCCUAAAAGGUGCAAGAAUUUCACAGUUAGCGAAGAUGAAUGCCUAGUCUCAGCAUACCUAAACAUAAGCAAGGACCCCAUCAUAGGGACCAACCAGCCAAUAAAAGGUUACUGGCAAAGGAUAACUGAGUACUUUCACGAGCAUAAGAGCACUCCUUAUGAUAGAUCACAGUCUUCUUUGCAACAAAGAUGGGGAGACAUUCAGAAAGAAACUUCUAGGUUCUGUGGAUUCUAUGUGGAAGUAGAGAGGAGAAAGCAAAGUGGACUCAACGUUGAUGACAAGAUAAAAGAGGCCAUGGCGAUGCACGAGCGUAUAGUUGGCACACCGUUCAAGUUUAUGCACUGCUGGUUAAUUUUACGUCACGAGAUGAAAUGGAAUGCAUUGCUUGAUUCAAUGAAUCCAACAGAUGCUAAAGAAACAGAACAAAAGGGGACAAAUAUCAUGGAAGAGUUGCUUCCCCCCAAAAUUGCACGCCCAACGGGAAGAGAUCAUGAUAAGAAUAUGAAGAGCAACAUCAGCUCAAGCUCUUUCACUGCUUGCAUUAAUGUGCUCCAAAAGUUGUCAAUGGAGCAUGGAGCAUUUGAAGAGAGGCAAGAUGCUACAAGUAGGGAGGAAGCAACACACAUGGUAGUAAGGUCGGAUCGCAAACUGGCCCUACAAGAGGAAGUUAUAAUAAUUCAAAAAGCAAGCCUCGAAAUCCAGCAGCAAAUGCUUAAGCUACAAGAAGAAGAACGUGAGGAGAGGGUGAUGACAAUGGAUGUAAACAAGAUGGAGCCAUGGGUUCGGGAGUACUACAUCAACAAGCAAAAGAAGAUUGCAGCCUCUAGUAUGAAUGUAGAAACAUCGAGUGCACGUGAGCCAAGUUAAAUAUUAGUUCUUCUUUAAGUUGUUGCUACUAGUAUGUAGACUUUAAAUCAUUUAGAGAAUUUCUUUUCCUAGUAUUUGUGCAAAUAUUGAUAUUUCUAUUAUGUUGUACAACAAAAAAACUCAAUGGUAUCACUGUGUCAUGGAUUCAUUAAGACCAAUUUGGAUGUUCCACUUCAUUAGUUAAAUUGUCAUGGUCAA
Messenger RNA from Zea mays, 1944 nucleotides. RefSeq names its product glutathione S-transferase T3. Lineage: Eukaryota; Viridiplantae; Streptophyta; Magnoliopsida; Poales; Poaceae. The record is from RefSeq and is a predicted model, not a curated record. Gene Ontology annotation, biological process: vesicle-mediated transport. The transcript has 6 exons. Bases 310 to 1746 code for a protein of 478 amino acids.